Thyridium curvatum is the source of this 6330-nucleotide messenger RNA. RefSeq lists its product as uncharacterized. The coding region runs from base 1 to 6330 and encodes 2109 amino acids. Lineage: Eukaryota; Fungi; Ascomycota; Sordariomycetes; Thyridiales; Thyridiaceae. The transcript is spliced from 2 exons. Gene Ontology annotation, cellular component: cytoplasm. Gene Ontology annotation, molecular function: protein binding; guanyl-nucleotide exchange factor activity. The record is from RefSeq and is a predicted model, not a curated record.
AUGGACGGAGGCAAUCGAGAUGAGGAGGAUCGGUUGGGGCCCGCAUCGAUACCCUUCUCCGACCUGCAACCGCCCCAUCUGCAUUCCAUCCACCAGCACCAACAGCAGCAUCAUCACCACCACCACAACCUCCGCCAACAGGCCGACCCGGUCCACCACCAGUACCACCACGACUACUCCCUGCGACAGCAUCAGGAGCAACCGCACCGCCGCGAGCACCCCGAAGCUCAUUCUCCUUACCAUCACUACCAACAGCAUCACCGCCAGUACUCUGAUGAAGCGGCCCUGCCGUCACCUUCUCUCUACGACUCCAGGCCCGGUCAAAUCCCCGUCGCGUCCUAUGCCGCCAGCAACUUCGACGCUGUAGCCGCCAACGCCGCUUUGGGUGUCGAUGCCUUUGCCGAUCCCACCGACCCCGACGACUUCUAUCGCGACUAUCGUGGCGCCUCCCCUACCCAGCCUGCCGGCCUAGUAUUCUCACCAGACGACCUCAUGGCCUCUGGCCCUACGGCUGGCCGCCAGAACUCCUCGCUGCGAUCCAACAGCAAUGGCACCACCCCGAGACACCCGCCUGUGCCCCCCGGCCGCCAGGGUCUCCGCUCCGGAGUCAGGUCGGCCUCGAGUCCAGUCGAUGACAAAGCUCUGACCGGCACGGCGAGGACUGGGGCACCUCUGACGAAUGGCUAUUCUGGUCUUGCCAAGACCAAUGUGAAGGAUUUGAAGAAGCGGUUCGAUGCGACGACGCCUCAGCCUUCCUCGGCGAUACCACAGCGCAAGAUCAUCUCGCGUAGCUCACCCAGGGAUGCAUCCUCGAGCUCUAUACCCACGAGGUCUUCGGGAUACGGGACCAGUCAAACCUCUUACCAAGCGCUACGUUCGGGAGCUGCCGCAGACACGACUCGACCGGCAGCGAGUCGAGGAACGCAACGACAAAAGUUUGCGGCCGAGGAUCAGCUAUCGAGUAACGCGCAGUCGUUUGCCAGUCGCAUAAAUAGGCCACGAACGUCGAUAUCGUCCAAUAGCCAAGCGUCCAAGUCCAUGACCCAUCUCUCGCCGAAAAGCUCGCCGAAGCCGACCAUCGCCUCCCCUACCUCCACUCAUUCAAAUGGCUUGCUCUUUGGAGAAAUACUGCCUGACCAGAACGACACCUACACAGCAGGAUUCGGCAUCGAGGGUUCACGGCAGCGGAGGACGUCCGAAUCAAACCUACGAGAUUCAAUACGGCCUCGCCAACGAUCGAGAUCCGACGCGCAGCCAGAGCCAAACUCGCCUACCGACUGGUACCGUGGUGUCGCGUCAUCGAGGCCGCAAGCGGAGCAGCACAGCGCCUACAAGGGCAGUGCAACUCACAAUAGGUCACAGAGCGAUGUCGUCGGAUCAAAGAUUACCACGGCCCACCCUAUUCACAUAUCUCAGCAGUUAGCUGUGGAACAGAGGUCAGAUUCACAGGCCAUCUCGCCGACCUCGCGUCUGCCAGUUUCCGUGAGGAAGCUGAGCACCAUAUCAAAUCCCAGUAGCGAAGCCUCCACGCGAUCAAGCUCUCCGUCUACAAAACGCCCACCCACGUCCGUAAAAACCUCAAGGCACCAGCCGCCACCGGUAUCAAGAGCAAAGACACCAGUCCGGCGCGCCGCGACCCCUACUACAACGACAACCCGCUCGAAGACUCCAACCAGCGGCCGACCUCCCUCAUCGACCAAGAAGCAGCCUCCUUCCCAGAUCGCAACGAGCUCAGGGAAUAAUCGGUUGAAUGCCUACAUCACUGCACCGCCGCCCAAACUCUCCCCGACCCUGCGAAGCUCGCGACCUCGCCAACCAGUGUCCACUGCAUCCACAGCCAGCUCGCGAAUGAGGGCCGUGGAUAGGGCCAAGUCACCCGCACCAGCCCGCGCGAGGGCGAAACGGGAUGAGUCAGCAACGAGGAGGAAGAUUGAUGUCGGCCCUAUCGACUUUGCCCAGCGGCGAGAGACCAUCAGGCUAGCGUACAGCAGGUCAAUACGUGAGAGAGACGCCAAGGAGGCCAGGCAAGCGGCGGCCGAGCGAAGGAGGAAGGACAUGGAGAGGGUCGCGAAAGCUAAAGCGGAUGCCGAGGCCGCAGCGCUCGCCCAGGAGAAGGCUGAACGUGCGAACGAGGAGGCGGAGAAAAGCCGCCAACUAGAGAAACCGGACAAGGGCAUCAUCUCCGGUACAGAGUCCCCCAUCAGCACGAGAGAGGCUGAUGACGAGAGCCCAAUUCUGGGCCGUCUGAAGUUGGCCACAUCGCCUCUCGAAGAGACGGUCAAAGGCUCCCCGACACUCGGCAUUCCUGGCAGCUUUCCCAGCUACAACUCUCCAAAGUCCGACCAGGAAGAAAUCCCACAAUCGGCCAUAUCCACUACGUCGGCAAUCACAGAGUUUGAUAACGAGACACAAACCGAGCCGCCAGUACAGGAACCUCUCGAAGCUCCACAACCAGAGCCGAGCGUGCCCAAGCCGCAGCCUAUACUGACCCAUCACGAGAGGGCUACAUAUCGGUCACCUUUCGAGGUGGCCACUCCAGAUACCGAGUCACCGCGAUCUGCAGAAAUCGGUGUGGCUUUUUCGCCUGGUUUGCCGUCCCAUGACAAGGUCGAAUACCGCUCGCCUUUCGAGGAGACGGGUAUGCAGGAUGACAGCGCGUCUAUCCAGAUCUCGCUUGAUACAAUGCCUUCACCACAUCAAAAGUCUGUUGACGAGCAUGAAGCUUCAGUGGACAAUGUCGAGUUCGACAAUGUUCCUGUUGCGCUAGAGCUCUCGGGAGAUGAUUACCAUCAGGGUCAGUACGUUGAGGAGCCCGACCAAGCAUACGAGGAAGAAGAGGUAGAGAGACAAUCUGAGUCCGACUACCCCACGAUAACGCCUUCUGCAAACCUGGGCGAAUUGCUGCGCGGCGAAUUUGCACCAGGCGGCGGACCCGAGCCGAUGCUGGAAACGGCAGACAUAGAGCCAGACUUCGAGGCCCAGCCGUACUCUCCUGACUCACAUCACACCACCGUCACCAUCGUGAGCCGCGAUUCCGAUUUUGGCGUUGGCGGAUCGGACGCUGGAGACGACUCGAGCGUCGCUAAGAGGGCCCAUCUGGAAAAUUUCGAAGGCUUCUAUGGAGGUACCUCCCUCAGGGACAACGUCGCUGUUCUGCGAGACUCGGCAUUUGCUCCUUCCGAGUUCUCAGACGAGCCAGUCCCGAGCUCGGGCGAGUAUCAGAGAACACCGGAAACGUCCCACAGCCUGACCGUUCCGGCCUUGGCCUCUCCUGCCAACAGGUCGAGUCAGCAAUCCGGGUGGACCGACUUUUCUGUCGAUAGCAGCGAUGGACAGGACUGUUCUGCCAGGGAAUCGACGGGUCGCAACAGCGGGUCAGUAGUCGUCACACGGCGGCCAGUGCGACCACCUGGAUCACGCCCUGAGUCUGGCUCGGAAGAGCCUGGCUACCAGGAGCCUCAGUACAGCCCCGAGCUGUCACCUCUGGACGAGUCACAGCCUCGCGUGUCAUACGCAAGUCAACAUCAGCUCCCAGAGCUCGACACUGGUGAUGGGUUCUCGAUACCAUACCUUUCGGAUAACGCAGCGACUCAAUCGGCCCCAAUGCUGCCAGAUCAUAGCCCCCCUCCAAUUCCAACAUCAGCUCAGCGAUCCCUCCACGAAACGGCACGUAGCUCGUCCAUGGGAUACUAUGAGCAGAUGCGAUCAAGCACCUAUUCGCAUUCCAUUCCGGGCGAACAAGGCUCAUCCGGGUUUGCCCCCUCGAGGCCGGAGAGCCACGACUUCACGCCUGACUUCUCGCAAGCGGCGUCCACACCCCUGUCUGCCGAGAGACCUUCACUCGAGCCAUCUCUUCGUUCUAUUGGCGGCGACACUUUGUUUGAACAGGACCGGAAGAUGCAGGACGAAGCCACUGCUAGCAGAGAAAGCAUCAGCAAUGAAAAGCAAGCCCCGCCGAGCAAGGAAAAGAGUCGUCUCACCCAGCGACAGAUGGUCAUCAGGGAACUAGUUGACACGGAGGCUGUCUUUGUCCGAGACAUGAACAUCGUCGAAGAGAUUUACAAGGGCACUGCCGACGCAUGCACCAAGCUGGACACGCAGACAGUCAAGCUGAUCUUCAGAAACACGGACGAGAUCAUCACUUUCCACACGUCCUUCUUAGCACAACUCAAGGAUGGUGUCUCGAGCGUGUACUCGCCCAAAGGAGGGCGAUCGCCUCCACCAGUUGACAGUCGCGAGGAUUCCGUCAUCUCUGAUUCAAUGACUAUCAAUUCGAACGCGGCAAGCGGCGCACUCGAUGACAUUAAAGAUAGACAGACAUCAUUGGGCCCUCUGUUUAUGGCCAAUAUCGAAGCCAUGCGGGCUGCUCACGAGGGGUUCCUGCGGACUAGUGACCAAGCUGCCAAGAAACUGAUCCAGAUUCAGGAGGAUCCCACAGUCAAGGUCUGGCUCACCGAAUGCAAUGAGGUGGCCAAGGAUCUCACGGCUGCAUGGAACCUGGACUCACUUCUGAUCAAGCCCAUGCAACGCAUCACCAAGUAUCCCAACCUGAUCACGCAGCUGCUUCAGCAUACGCCUUCCGAUCACCCAGACCGAGACUCGCUCAUGCAGGCGCGCACAGCUCUGGAGAAUGCCAUUCUUGAGAUCAACAAGACCAAGAAGAACUUUGAACUGGUCGGUCAGAUUGUUGGCAGGAAACGCAAGGAGUCUGACGUCAGGGCUGGCUUUGCCAGGGCGUUUGGCAAACGUGUCGACAAGCUGCAAGCAUCUGGCAGCAGGCCUGCAGAAGAUCCCGAGUAUCUGAAGCUGCAUGAGAAAUUCGGCGACGACUACCUGCGUCUCCAGGUCGUUCUGAGAGAUGUCGAGUUCUACACACGGCAAGUCUCGGCCUACGUCCACGAGUUUCUGCAAUACCUGUCCGCUAUGGAGCUCGUCAUGCGGCUGCAGCCCUCUCCCUGGCCUGAGCUAGAGAGCAAGUGGGCUCGUUUCAACGUUUCCAUGAGGGAUAUCCAGAAGGUGGCAUUAGAGCAACAUCUCUCCCAAGUUCGGAAGCAGGUAAUUGAGCCGUUCGAACAGGUCAUCAAAUGCUACAGCAAUCCCUCGCUGGCGAUGAAGAAGCGCGCUAAGAGACGUCUGGACUACGAAAAGGCUGUCCAACUCAAGAAGGGCGGCAAGAAGGUCGACAAGCAACUCACAGAAUUUGUCGAGCAAUACGAGGCGCUGAAUGAGACUCUCAAGAAGGAGCUGCCCAAGCUCUCGGCCAACACCGAGAAGAUUGGUAACAUCUGCCUCGCCAAUUUCGUCAAUAUCCAGACAAACUGGUUCUCGAUCUGGAAGGAGAAAGUCAAGGUGGUACUCGACAGCCAGCAUGUCCCAGAGCUCUCGGAGAUCACCACUACGUUCCAUCGAGAAUUCAAGGAGUUGGAGGAGCAGAUCAACAGCCUUGGCAUUCUCAACCCCACGCUCAAGCCGCGGACGUCGCAGUCCACUACUGAUGGAGAUGUGGGGAGAUCGAGACCCCGUCCGUCGGAUCUGUCACCUCGUGGCCGAGGCCUCUCGCAGAACAGCGAUCUAGCGCCUACACUUCCCACACCUGACUUUGGCCGACGCACCAGUGGUCAGUUCGUCAUCACCACAGGCAACAUCAUGGGUGGACCUCCGAGUGGCACGAUGCCCAGUAGUCCACACCACUAUUACUACAGGGACUACUAUGCAGGCAUCAACACCAGCAGCAGCAAUGCCGGUCAGAGUGGACAGCCUCUCACCCCGGAGCUAGGCUCCGCAAGCUCGCGUUCAGUGGCCGGAGGAUCGGCGCGCCCUAGCACCGGCCGCAGCUAUGAUUCCAGCGUUCUUCCCCGCCAGAGCACCGAGUCCGGCCCUGCACCGCCAACGCAGCCCCCGCCAGCACCCCCAUCGGGCAUGCAGAGCAGGAGAGAUUCUGGGUCCACUUACAACUCGAACUACCCGCCCAACUCUUCAGCAACAGCUGGCCAAGAGAGCAGGCGCUUCUCGGGACUGUUCCACUCGGCGCUGCCGUUGCCCGACGACGCAGAGGACAGCAGGAAGUCUUCUCGUGCCUCGUCUCGCGAGCGCGGCGGAGACCGGAACGCCGGAUACAACGUCAUGUGGCUGGCGGCAUCGCUGUUUGAGUUUAACAUCGAGACGACGAAGCACGAGGCCGGAUACCCCUACCUGACCUACCAGGCGGGCGAGAUCUUUGACGUGAUCGCUGAGAAGGGCGAGCUGUGGCUGGCCAAGAACCAGGACGACCCGCACGACCAGGUCGGCUGGAUCUGGAGCAAGCACUUUGCCAAGCUGGCUGACUCUUAG